CACUGAUCAAGAGUGAUGCAGUUGUCUUAGCGCCAUUUGACUGACGUCUAAUAGAGCUCGUAUCUUUUUUCGAUACUGGUUUGCCACCGAAGCUCAAGGAUCUGCUAAUUUUCGAAGAUUUCAACCCAGCGUUUGCCUAUGGCACUGGCCGGCCAUAUCCACCCGAGCAUCUUCGUCUCAUGGCAGAUCCUGGAGUCGCCGCAGCACUCGCACGCGGAAGCGUUGGAUUUACACGACUUCAUAUCUCAUAUAUGAUCGAUGCCCGGGACUUCUUCAUGGCCUACCGCAAAGGCUGGGAAUGGCAGCACUUAGCCUCACUUCCGCCUUGCUCACUCCCUAUUCAAGCAAUGAUAAGAUCAGUGCGCUUCUAUGUACAGCUAGCGAGGUUGCCCUUGGUAUGCCGAAGCUGCAGUCAUUUGCAUUAUAAAAUGGACAAAAGGGUAUCGCAGCAGGCUUCUUCUAUCGCAAGAGAGACACGUCUAUGAUAUGGCAGAGCGCUUGGAAAAUGCACAUCCAGCCUUGUGUUAUAGAGGCCUGGGAACUAGCUCUUAAGGACACUCUCAUUCCCCGAGAGGAGUUUUUGGAACCUAAAUUGAUCAGGUCUCAUGGCGAUGCCAUCGCACAACUUGAUCUGCCGGAUGGUAUCGUUGACCCAAUAUCUCUUGAGCAGAUACGCGAUGAGAAUCAAUAGGUAGCAGCAGCCAGCACGGCUUAUCACGAGACAGAGAGUAUGCAUUCCAUAAGAAAGAGUAUUUGAGAAAAG
Fusarium redolens is the source of this 763-nucleotide messenger RNA. RefSeq lists its product as uncharacterized. NCBI's taxonomy places the organism in Eukaryota, Fungi, Ascomycota, Sordariomycetes, Hypocreales, Nectriaceae. The transcript has a single exon. Bases 180 to 485 code for a protein of 101 amino acids. The record is from RefSeq and is a predicted model, not a curated record.